Messenger RNA from Hydatigera taeniaeformis, 951 nucleotides. NCBI's taxonomy places the organism in Eukaryota, Metazoa, Platyhelminthes, Cestoda, Cyclophyllidea, Taeniidae. The record is from the annotation of a GenBank genome assembly.
AUGUCGGCGGAAGUUGUGGACGGAGAUGUUCCUAUUUCUAAGAGGCCCAAGGGUGUGUGCAACUUUGGUUUCAAUAACUGUUUCUCUACAGGAUCAGGGUUUUAUCAGCAAAAGUUGUGGGCAUGGCAGCCAAUUCUUACAGCCAGUAAUAUAUGUCCCUACUUCUACAUUGUUGCCAUCUUAUUUAUUCCUCUUGGAGCCUUCUUCUUUGCAACAUCCAAUGGAUGCACUGUUAAUUUCACCUUAGAUGGUCCAUUGUACGUCUUCUAUGGACUAACGAACUUCUUCCAAAACCAUCGUCGGUACGUAAUGUCUCGUGAUGACGAGCAACUCAACGGCAAGCCCAUUAGUGUUCCUAGCUUGGACUGUGAACCGUAUCGUUACAACGUGGAGGACGGCGUCAAAAAAAUUAUCGCUCCAUGCGGAGCGAUAGCCAACAGCCUAUUUAAUGAUACGUUUGCUUUAAGGCUGGUGCGGUACAAAGACGGAACUUCUGGUCCUAUUCCUGUCGAGUUUUCAAUGGAUAAAAUAGCUUGGAAGUCGGACCGAGAUGUGAAAUUUGGGCAGCCCUCUUCGUGGAACGGCACAACUAAGCCAAUAAACUGGCCCAAACCCGUACAAGAGAUGAAUCCACACUCUUACUCCGGCUACUCCCAGUUGCUUGUUUGGAUGAGGACAGCUGCGCUUCCAAACUUUCGUAAAAAUUACGCUGAUAUUGUUCAGAAGGGCGAAUUUGCCAAUGGCCUUCCAGCUGGAUAUUACGAAGUAGAUAUCGAAUAUUCUUAUCCGGUAACUCAGUUUAGUGGAACCAAACGAUUUAUUAUAUCACAGGCCAGUUGGCUAGGUGGACGUAACCCGACAUUGGGCAUUGCUUAUAUUGUCGUUGGUUGCAUACAUGCCGUCCUCGCGGUAAUCUUCACCGGCAUCCACUUCCACUUGCGCAGAAGGUAA